Python bivittatus (Burmese python) is the source of this 1852-nucleotide messenger RNA. The record is from RefSeq and is a predicted model, not a curated record. NCBI's taxonomy places the organism in Eukaryota, Metazoa, Chordata, Lepidosauria, Squamata, Pythonidae.
GGCAACCGUUGGGUGACAUGUUUUGAUGCCCUUCCAGAGAAAGUCAGCCAAGAUGACCCACCAAUACCCCGCUCUCACUGCCGAGCAGAAGAAGGCGCUCUCGGACAUUGCCCAGCGAAUUGUGGCCCCGGGCAAGGGCAUCCUGGCAGCCGAUGAAUCAGUAGGCAGCAUGGCCAAGCGGCUGAACCAAAUUGGGGUGGAAAACACCGAGGAGAACCGCCGCCUGUACCGGCAGAUCCUUUUCAGCGCAGACAGCCGGGUCAAGAAGUGCAUCGGGGGCGUCAUCUUCUUCCACGAAACCUUGUACCAGAAGGCAGAUGACGGCACGCCCUUCGUGGAGAUGAUCAAGGACAAGGACAUUGUUGUGGGCAUCAAGGUUGAUAAAGGGGUGGUGCCCCUGGCCGGGACUGACGGAGAAACCACCACCCAAGGACUGGACGGGCUGGCGGAGCGUUGUGCCCAGUACAAGAAGGAUGGGGCAGACUUCGCCAAGUGGCGCUGUGUGCUGAAGAUCAGCGAGAACACCCCCUCCUCCCUGGCCAUCCUGGAGAAUGCCAACGUCCUUGCCCGCUAUGCCAGCAUCUGCCAGCAGAAUGGCAUCGUGCCCAUCGUGGAACCGGAGAUCCUGCCCGACGGGGAGCACGAUCUGAAGCGCUGCCAGUAUGUGACUGAGAAGGUUCUGGCUGCCGUGUACAAGGCCCUGAGCGACCACCACAUCUACCUGGAAGGGACUCUGCUGAAGCCCAACAUGGUGACCCCUGGCCACACCUGCCCCACCAAGUACAGCCCCGAAGAGAUCGCCAUGGCCACCGUCACUGCCCUGCGCCGGACCGUGCCACCUGCCGUGCCAGGAGUCACCUUCCUGUCUGGUGGGCAAAGCGAGGAGGAGGCCUCCCUCAACCUCAACGCGAUCAACAACUGCCCGCUGCCCCGGCCGUGGGCUCUGACCUUUUCCUACGGCCGGGCCUUGCAGGCCUCAGCACUCAACGCCUGGCGAGGCCAGCGGGAGAAUGAGGAGCUGGCCACCGAGGAGUUCCUCAAGCGAGCCGAGGUCAACGGCCUGGCGGCUCUCGGCAACUACGAAGGUGGCGAUGGCUCCGGUGCUGCCGCGCAGUCUCUCUACGUAGCCAACCACGCCUAUUAGCCCCGGGCAGGGUUCUCGGGCCCCGCUGACCGGGCCCCCGGCUCCUCCGCUGCUUUCCAUCCUGGCCCCCCGUCGCUCCUGGCUUUUUCUAGCGUAGCCGUGACAGCAGCAAAGCGGGCAAGGGAGUGUCCGAUGCCGAAGGGAAGGCUGGGCGAUGCCCGAAGGAAGACAGGGCGCGAGCUCUGGUGGAGUCCUGCAACUGGGCGGGGGCAGGAGGAAAGUCCAGGCCUGCCUCGCAGGGUUGUUGUGAGCACGGCAAGCCCCAGCAAGAGUCAGGAGCUGAUCGACUCCUCUAGAGACCUGCAGGCGAAAGGGGGGAGGACUAUGCCACGGUGUGUGUGGGUGUGUGUGUGAGUGAAUCUGUUGCAGGGCCUCCUGUGUAGCUCAAAGAGGAAAGCUGUUAGGGGGCCAGGAGAUCCGGGGGGCGCUGCUGUGGCCAUCUCUAACACUCCGCUCUCUGUCCCGCUCGCCUGCCUUUCAUUUAUGUGAGGACCCCCGUAACAAACCCGUUUGGCUCUGCACUUUGACGUGAAUUGUGGCUUCGUGGCGCAGCACUGCCCCUCCUGCCCCCUCCCCACAGCAGCCUCACUGGUGGUGCCCUUGGCACGGACAGGCGGGGCCCACUGCCACUCCACGUGUGUGUGCUGCUCUCCGCACCUGAUGUACCAGUAGCCUCAUAACUAAUAAACCGUAGAGGUUCCACCCCUC